GAGAGUCGAAGCCCGCAAGGCAUGGUUGGUUGGCUCCUCGGGUCCAAGGCCCUGUGGUUAUAGAGCCUCCGCUUUCCCUCACCCCCGGGUCAGCAGUCCGGUACAAUGCAGACAAGCGAGUUUGACUCAUCAGAUGAAGAGCCAGUUGAAAAUGAACAGACUCCAUUUCAGGUAUCAUGGCUGCCCUUAUCCCUUGUGAAUUGUUCUCAGUUUCUAGGUUUAUGUUCUCUUCCAGGUUGUAAAUUUAAAGAUGUUAGGAGAAAUCUCCAAAAGGACGUGGAGGAACUAAAGAACUAUGGUAUACAAGAUAUAUUUGUGUUCUGUACCAGAGGAGAACUGUCAAAAUACCGAGUACCAAACCUCUUAGACUUCUAUCAGCAACAUGGAAUCAUCAUUCACCACCAUCCCAUCCCAGAUGGAGAUACACCUGACAUAGACAGAUGCUGUGGAAUCCUACAGGAGCUUGCAAUCUGUCUUGAAAAUAACCGGAAAACCUUAAUACAUUGUUAUGGAGGACUUGGGCGAUCUUGUCUUGUAGCAGCUUGCCUCCUCCUAUACUUAUCUGAUACAGUAUCACCACAGCAGGCAAUAGACAGCCUUCGAGAUUUAAGAGGAUCUGGGGCCAUACAGACCAUAAAGCAAUACAAUUAUCUCCAUGAUUUUCGAGACAAGCUGGCUGCCCAUCUAUCAACAAGAGACUCAGUAUCAAGAUCUGUUUCUAGAUAAAGAAUUGUUAUCAAUUUAUUUCACAUAAAUAAGAUCCUGUCCAAUUCAAUUGAAAAAAACAUGCCUAUGCAGAUAUAACCUUAAAAGUUUUUUUUUUUUUGACAAUUUUCAUUUUGUGUUCUCAUUUGGGGGCAUUAGAUGCACAAAAAUAUCCUUCCUGGAAAUGAACUCUUUGUUUAUAUGAUACUGUAUUGUAUGAUGUAUAUAUUCCAUAUUGAACCAAAACAUUUACAGGUCUUAACAUUUACCUCAUUUAGAUAUACAUCCAUACUACACAGUGGUGUUUGAUUGUAAGAAUACUGGAAAUUCCUCUGGGUAUCUUGGUUCUUGAUUUUUAUUGAUCUUGGCUUAUAUUAUCUUUUAAUGAUCUGCAUCUUGCCGGUUAUACAAUGUUUCUCUCUCUGCCCCCUCUGAAUAACUUUUACCUACUUUCCUAUUUUUAACCUUUACAAUUAUACAGACAUAAGUUUCUCUAAAGAUCUUAAUUGCUUAUUGUUGAUUUUAACCAACCUAAACUGAAUCUCAUGCAUUAAGACUUAAUUAAAUUUAGAAAUUUUAACUUAAUUCAAAAUCCUUUCUCCAAUCACCAAUUUAUAUAGGCAUCUUGUUUUAAAUUAUUUUCCUGAGAAUACCCAAAACUCUCACAUGAACUUUAGACAAGGAAAACAACAAUAUUCAAGAUCACUUACUUUUAAUUGGCUAUAGUAGUGAUUCUAUAGGGUAUUCAAUGCUCAUGUGGCUCCAAAGUAUAUUUAGUUUCCACUAUAUUUUUAACACUAAGAAAUAGUCCAAUUAAUGCACAUCUUGCUAUGGGAAUAACUAUAAUAUUUUAAAAGAAAGGCUUCAAAAUGAGUAGCAGUGAUUUCAAGAACUAUAAAUUACAGAACCUGUUCCAUAACACAAAAAUUCAUUAUAUUAAUCCCCAUUUUUGUUAAUUAGUAAGUAACUCAUAAUAGUACUAUGGAAUAUAUUAAAAUUACAUAUCUCAUUAAUAUCCAAGUGAAAAUCUUAAUACUACCCCAAAACACAAAUGCCAAUACACAUUACCAAAAGCAAAUGUGUUUUGAACAAUGGAAAUUCAGUAGUAAGGCAAUAACAUGGAUUUCAUACAGGGAAAAAAAAAAUCACAUUUUGCAAUUUAAAUAAAAGUACAAUUUAAACAAACUGUCUAACAUCAAAUAUUUUAAAAUCUUGAUUUUUGCUUUCACAGGUUAGAAAUUAUACU
This is a messenger RNA of Gracilinanus agilis (Agile Gracile Mouse Opossum), 1951 nucleotides long. It is a transcript of the gene CDKN3, whose product is annotated as cyclin dependent kinase inhibitor 3. The transcript is spliced from 8 exons. The coding region runs from base 106 to 726 and encodes 206 amino acids. Lineage: Eukaryota; Metazoa; Chordata; Mammalia; Didelphimorphia; Didelphidae. Gene Ontology annotation, biological process: protein dephosphorylation. Gene Ontology annotation, molecular function: protein tyrosine phosphatase activity. The record is from RefSeq and is a predicted model, not a curated record. Gene Ontology annotation, cellular component: nucleus.